Messenger RNA from Solanum verrucosum, 408 nucleotides. RefSeq lists its product as uncharacterized. Lineage: Eukaryota; Viridiplantae; Streptophyta; Magnoliopsida; Solanales; Solanaceae. The record is from RefSeq and is a predicted model, not a curated record. The transcript is spliced from 2 exons. The coding region runs from base 1 to 408 and encodes 135 amino acids.
AUGAAUUUUCUAGAGGUGGUCGUUCAGGUAGAAAACCGGAGCAAGAGUGAUAUCUAUCUGAAGGAGAGUCUCCUUCAUGCAUUGCCAGGACGAUACGGCCUUGUGAUCAAAAUUGCCCCGUUCAGUACAAAGGUUAUUGCGGCGCAUACCUUCUUUGCCCGCAAUAAGUCCUUCGGGAGGCCCUCUAUCGUAGAGGUCCAUAUAAAUGGGAAAUUUAUUCAGCGGUUGACUCCACAGACAGUCGUACAUUUCCCUAAAAUCAUCAUUAAUGGUUUUACUGAUGGAGAGGGAUCCAUCAUCUGUGUGAUUCAUCCACAACGAGCACUGGAACUCUCUCGUUUGAGGGCCUUUAACUUUCUUGCGAUGGGCUAUAAAGAAAAGGAGGAGGUCUGGGUUGUGAGGGAGUAA